AUGACAGAACCCAUGAUUACUGAUCAACCAAGUCCAGUUAUAGCUGAGAAUGGUCAACCAACAAAUUCUAAUGAAAAGAAACUUGCUUUUCAAAACAUACCACGUUUGCCACGUGAAGUAACUCCGUUUGCAUCUUUUACAAAUGUAAUUGAACUUGAUCAACGUGGUCCAUUAUUUCAAGGACCUGGAGCCAAACGUGAUACUGGACGCUAUAAAGUUCGACCCGCUGAUGAUGAUAGUAUGAAACGUGCAAAAAAAUUCUCCAUGGAACAAAGUGUUAAGUAUGUUCUUGUUAGACAACAGCAACAUCAACAACGUGCACAAUUAGAUUUAAUUAAAAAACAACAAGCACUUUUAUUAAUGUGCCGAAUUUAUAUUGGAAGUAUUAAUUUUGAGUUAAAUGAAGCUAUGCUUAAACAAGCGUUUCAACCAUUUGGUCCGGUUAAAUCAGUUUCAUUAACAUUUGAUCCUGUGACGAAUCGUCAUAAAGGUUUUGCUUUUCUUGAAUAUGAAACACCAGAAGCGGCACAAUUAUCUAUUGAACAAAUGAAUGGAGUCAUUCUCGGUGGACGAAAUAUUAAAGUUGGCCGACCAUCGAAUAUGCCACAAGCACAACCAAUUAUUGAUCAAUUAACAGAAGAAGCUAAGAACUAUAACCGAAUUUAUAUUGCUUCUAUUCAUCCAGAUUUAACGGAAAAAGAUAUUCAAAGUGUAUUUGAAGCUUUUGGAAAAAUCAGAAGUUCUUCAUUAUCAAAAGAUACAGCAACAGGAAAACAUAAAGGUUACGGUUUCAUUGAAUAUGAGACAGUUCAAGCAGCACAAGAUGCAAUUAAUUCAAUGAAUCUAUUUGAUCUUGGUGGACAAUUUCUUCGAGUAGGCAAAGCAAUCACGCCACCUGAAGGUUUAUUUGCAUCGGCUCAGCCAGUAACAAGUCAAAUGCCAACAGCUGCAGCAUUAGCCGCUGCUACAAUCACAGCUCAAUUACAAGCAAAAGAUGUUGAAACUAAUUCACAGCCGAUUGUUACUGCAUCACAAAUUAUGAAUAAUCCACUAACACAAGUUAGUUAUCUUGGUGGUACCAUUGCACCAACAACAGUUGCAGCUGCUCUCUCUGCUGCUUCUUAUGGUGGCGCAUCUGCUGUUACAUCGAUGAUUUCUACUAUACUCAAUCCUACUAAUGCUAUAACAAAUGUCAUUCCUCAACCAUCAAUUAUUGGUUCGCCUGGAGUUCUUUCGAAUUUUGCUACACCGAUGGCUACUAGCCUUCCUGUCUCUUCACCAACGCAACAAGUGCUAAAGCCAUCGCUACCACCACCUCCUCAAGUAAUCAAUCCACCAACACCAACAUCAUUAUCAAUUCCACAACCUAUUCUAUUGGAAGAACCACCAAUACCUGUUGGGUUUCAAGUUGAUUUACAAUCUCAACAACAGCAACCUCAGCAACAGCAACAAUAUCCAUCAAUUUCACUUGUUCUGCCAAAAAAUCAAUCGUUAACAAAUUUAGAUACAACUGAAAAUCGAAAAACAGUUGCAGAUUUAAAAAAUGCUGAUGAUCCUUUGGCUAGUUUAUCUCAACAGGAAGAGCUUAGCGUUAAAGGCCGUGAACAACGACAUUUGUUAAUGCAAAAAUUAAAUCAACGUCGACUUGAUUCUCGUGUAUGUGUAUUACGAAAUAUGGUUGGUGCAGAAGAUGUUGAUGAUGAUUUACAACAAGAAAUUACAGAAGAAUGUUCAAAAUAUGGUGAAGUUAAUAAAGUUGUUAUUUACACUGAACGACAAGGUGAAGAAGAUAAUGCUGAACAAAUUGUGAAAAUUUUUGUGGAAUUCAAAAAUAGUAAAGAGGCGGAAAAAUCAGCAGAAUCGCUCAAUGGUCGAUGGUUUGGUGGUCGGAUGGUAAAAGCUGAAUUAUAUGAUCAAGCUGCUUAUCAAGCUGAGGAUCUUUCGGGUUAA
Messenger RNA from Rotaria socialis, 1950 nucleotides. The record is from the annotation of a GenBank genome assembly. Lineage: Eukaryota; Metazoa; Rotifera; Eurotatoria; Philodinida; Philodinidae.